This is a messenger RNA of Gadus macrocephalus (Pacific cod), 1720 nucleotides long. Its product is annotated as sperm-associated antigen 17-like. The record is from RefSeq and is a predicted model, not a curated record. The transcript has 12 exons. Gene Ontology annotation, biological process: axonemal central apparatus assembly; epithelial cilium movement involved in extracellular fluid movement. Gene Ontology annotation, cellular component: axonemal central apparatus. NCBI's taxonomy places the organism in Eukaryota, Metazoa, Chordata, Actinopteri, Gadiformes, Gadidae. Bases 1 to 1251 code for a protein of 416 amino acids.
AUGAAGCUAAGGCGUAGCGUUCCUGUGACCCCUCCUCCUGCAGGGGGCAGAGGUCCGGGGGGGGAUUCAGAGGAGGAGGUGGAAGAGGCGGGGUCUGUGGAGCGGGUGGUGCUGGUGGAGAAGGACGGCUCCGCCCAGGUGAUGGUGUUCCCAGAGCGCCGCGCGGCUCACGUCUUCCUCGCAGACGGAACCGUUGUCAUGGGAGACGGCUGCGGAGUCUAUCAGGUGUUUCCCUCCAAAGCAGGCCGGCUUCUGAUUGGGCAGGACGGGACAUGUAUUUACUAUCCAGACUCCACCCCCUCUAGCCCUGGUAGCCAAUCAGGAAGCUACAGACUGAGCACGACACAUGGGCCGACCUGUGACGUCACAGACCCUGAGGGAAACCGCUUCCAGGUGCAGCAGAGCGGCCAGGUGUCUGUGGUCCUCAGCGCUGCAUCAAGGGCGUCUGAGGAGGAAGACCUCACACAUGGAGAGCACUCUCCCAGGCUGUUCUUGGUGCAUGAGGACGGCUCAGGGACCGAGCUGCUGCACUGUGAGGAGGCGGAGCCUCUCCUCAAGAUGGCUCCCAGUGGGCCGGCCCAGCUAGCAAAAGAGAGACCGUCUGCUGUCUCCAUGGAGAGACCGUCUGCUGUCUCCAUGGAGAGACCGUCUGCCGUCUCCGUAGUGAGACCAGCCCAUCCUCCUAAACGUGAUCGCAGAAUCGUGCCGCUCAACCUCCGAGACCGCAGCUGGCUCAACUUCCCAAUAGCAGAGAUGAAGACCCUUGGUCCUCCGUUUGGGUCUGACCUGGGACGUGGUCUUGCUCUGAGGGAAGGACCACCUGUCCAGGCCCCUCAGGUCCAGGACUCCCCGAGUCCUCCCCAGAUCCUUCAGGUCCAUGAGCUGGUGGUCUACCCGCCCCCCUGCAAAAGGCUCAGAGAGACCCUGGACUCACGCCUGGAGGGCUUCAGGCAGCGUCUCAUGAGGAGGGAGCAGCUGUCAGAAGACAUGAGGCCUCUUCAAAAGAUUCCUGAUGCAGGCUGGGAGAGACACCAGAGGACUGCAGCCCCUGAUUUGCAUUCAGACUCUCCUGAAGAAUCUUCCAGAAAAGAAAGUGAAAGACCAACAGAGACACCGUGGGCACAGAGGAGAGUGAAACACAGACAGGAGCUGGCCGAGGACAGAGCUCAGCGAGCGGCCUUGAGGAGCAGGCAGGUCGUCUCUUACUUCCACCCUGAGAACGUGCUGCUUCAUCAGAAGAGCCCCACAUGAGCGUCUCCCCCCUGGGCGCCCCGCAUCUCCCCCCGCUGUCCCCCUGGAAGGCCCUGCCCCCCCGAUGGAAGCCCGGCAGCGAGCUCACCAUGAAUAAAGAACUACUAGCAAGAAGAAAGUAAACUACGUCUGAGCGCUUGUCCAAGUGACGUCACCGUGUUGGAGUCCCGUAUGUGUUGCUGUUGUGUGCAGAGUUUCAGUCGUUGAGUCCUGUUGGUGAUACCAUCGUCUUGCUGUUCAGUCACCUCUAUUCAAACGUCAACCACAAGUUGAACCUCUGGGAGAGAACAUUUCAUUUUUUUAGAUCUUUAGAACCUUUGACCAAUUAGAGAGCCUCGUGGGGAGCUCCUCCUCCCUGUUCGGAGACAUGCUUCCAGUUCUUCCGCGGUGCAGGUGGGAGCCACUGUGAUGCACACUGCCUGUGAUUCUGUCAAGAUUUCUACUAAUAAAGACAACCAGUGGAAUGAUG